Messenger RNA from Lottia gigantea (owl limpet), 501 nucleotides. RefSeq lists its product as hypothetical. The annotation marks the transcript as partial. NCBI's taxonomy places the organism in Eukaryota, Metazoa, Mollusca, Gastropoda, Lottiidae. The transcript has 4 exons. The record is from RefSeq and is a predicted model, not a curated record. Gene Ontology annotation, molecular function: protein binding.
UUAAGUGAAGAAUUAGAGGCAAGACGUUUGAUAUGGAUUAAAGAUUGUCUUCCUUGGAGUAAAAUCAGCAAUGAACCAUGGAAAUUAAAAGCAGACAGCAGUAAGAAACCACCAAGAAGACCUCACUCUGCUAAGAAGUUACCUCCCCUUGAUGAUCAAAUUAUAUUGGCUUCUGCUCAGUGUAAAUCAUUAAAACAGGUAACAACAGUAGAGUUACAUGAUUUACCAGGAUGUAGUAUAAAUACAUUAAGUCAAUGUUGGGGUUUACAAUAUCUAACUAUGACUAAAUGUAACUUGAUAACAGUAGAUGGUAUAUCACAAUGUAAACAAUUACAAUAUCUUAAUGUACAGGAUAAUAUGAUAGAAUAUGUUGAUAUUAAAGAAUUAGGAAAGUUACAAGUUGUAAAUCUAUCCCAUAAUAAGAUAUCAACUAUUCAUGGUUUAGAUGGCUGUAUGAAUAUCAGAUAUUUAGAUUUAUCUCAUAAUAACAUCAACAGAAUA